AUGAAUAGCGGAGCAGAAACAACCGGAGGGCCAAAACCCAUCGACAUUACCGUCACCUCCCGCGUGUGUCGGCCCACGCUACCCGCGCGAGCCCCAAAGAAGACCGGCCGCGAGAGAGAAAGGAUCGUCCUUGUGCCAGUAACUUCAAGGCUCUACAUCUACAUCUACGUCCUUGACCGCGUCCUUACGGUUUCACCCGACUCACGGUUUCAGCCUCAAGUCAUACUGGUUCAAGGCGGCGGCAUGGGCGUCUUCUCGCAGGUGUACGCCAUCAUGUGGAAAGACGUGUACGUGCAGGCGAUCAAGCGCCAUUACCUCGUCACCACUUUCGAGGUGGCCAUGAUCUUUCUCGCGUUCCUGGGCGUGGAGCGCGACCGUCCGCUAGUGGCGCCACCGACCUUGUGCGACAAGCCACCCUGCACCAGGCUCAGCGCGCCCCGCGACUACCCCGAACGCAACGAGAGCGACUUCAGGGCACCCCAGCUGUGCCGGUCGUACGCAACGGAGCCCGGUGUGGGCCUUCACACGUACCCGCAGUUCAAGAAGCUGCAUGAAGCUUGGAUCGCGAAACUUAAAACAGGCAAGCAGCCAUCGGCUACAACUCAGCUGUGCAGCAAGCACUUCCACGAGGAAGCUUUCUGCUACGCGUCGGGCCUGAGAUGUUCGCAAAUUAUGCAGGAGGGCUCCCGCGUGGUGUUUUUAUUGAGCCCCGACAUACAAACCCAUGAAGAGCUCGCCACGAACACAGUUUUCUUCUUUUCGCAGAUUCUCUACGCCCCGCGAGAACACAACGAGAAGCUCGUCAAGACCGCGUUUCCCGCAGGCGGCCGCGUCAGAGCGCAGGGCUACGACACCGAGCAGGACCUGCUGCGCGCCUUCUACCACUUCAGCCCGAGGCCCAAGCGUGGGCCCGAGCAACGCGUCGUCGCGCUCGUCUUCGGCGAUACCCGGGGCAAGAGGAAGAACGACCUCGAGUUCACCGUUCGCUUCUUCGACGACGCCGACUACAUCACGCGGCGCCACAAGGUGUUCGCGCUCUUCAGCACGCUGCCCAACCCCGUGACCCAGCGCGAGAGCGUCGCCUACUGCCAGAUCGCGCUCGUGCGUGCCAAGACCGAGCUCAUGCGCCAGGCCGGCGGUGAGACGAACGCCGCUCGGCGUGCGUACAGAAUGACGACGCGCCGCUUCAGCGAGGGCCCGCUACCCGAGGACGCCCUGUCCGCCCUCUGGAUCAUGGCGGUUCGCAUCGGCAUCGGCUACCUGGUCACCUUCUCCACGCUCGUCGGGCGGCUCGCCGAGGAAGCGCAGACCGGAAUGCGCGAGAAGCUGCGACUGGCCGGUCUGCACGACGCCAUAUACUGGCUGGGACACUUCAUGGCUGCCAUGUUCAAGGGUCUCGUCAGCAUCGCCUGCAUCAUGGGCUACAUGACGACGGUAGCGAGGGAGGAGAACGGCCGGAGCGCCACUUUCCUCCAGGACACCAACAAGACAGUGGUGUUCGUGUCGCUGGUGCUGUUCAGUUUCCAGUACGUCACCACGGCCAUGGUGCUGUCGCUGUUCUUCGCCAACAACACGGUGGCCAUCCUGUUCGCCAUGUGCUACUGGAUAACGGCGUACGCCGCGCCCUGGCUGGCGCUGGAAGAUUUCGACGGCCUGUCGGCGCACUACAUCAUGCUGACUCGCUCGACCAAGCUCAUGACUUCGCUGCUGCCGUGCAUGGCGCUGCACUGGUGCUACCGCAUCAUUGGGUGUGCCAACGUAGUCGGCGAACAGUACGGCCUGUCGUCCGUGUCCAAGUACGUGCUCGAGCUAGACAACGUGACCAUGCUGGAGAUCUGGACGGUGAUGGUCGCCUACAGCACGCUCAUGUGCGUCGCCAUCUGGUACCUGGGCAAUGUGCUGUCCUGGGCCCGCGGGGUGCCGCUGGCUCCCUGGUUCCCGGUAUCCCCGUCGUACUGGCUUCCCAGCCGCCAGGGCGCAUUCGAGAAACUGCCUCCGGAAGCACCGGACGACGUCCACUUCGAGCAGUAUCCGCCCGACAAGGAAGAGGCCAUCUUCGUAAACAGACUAGAGUACGAGAAAGAGCACACGCACGUCCUGCGCAACACCAGCUUCAAGGCGUAUCCCAACGAGCUGCUCGUGGUGAUCGGGCCGAGCGGGUCGGGCAAGUCGUCACUGGUGAGGAUUGUUACCGGCAUGGAGAAGCCCAGCGAUGGUCAAGUCAUAGUCGAGGGCUUCGACGUUACCAGCCAGACCGCAAGCGCCCGCGCCAGCAUGGGCGUCGUGCUGCAGAGAACCGUGCUAUUCGGCGACCUGACGGCCUACGAGCACCUGCUCUUUUUCGGAAGUCUCGGAGGCCUGCUCGGUGGGGAGUUGGUGCAGCGCGCCGUAGAAGUGACAGAUAUGAUGUUACUGACCGAGCUCUCCUGCGUGCUCACAUCCAACAUGACCAGAUCGGCCAAGAGGCGACUAGAUCUUGCCAUUGCGAUCCUCUUGAACCCCACGGUGCUCAUACUUGACGAGCCCGUGUUCGGCAUGGACAUCGAGUCCCGCUACAAAGUAUGGGACGUGUUGAACAACGUCAAGCAGAAGACGUGCGUUGUGAUGACGACGUCGGACAUCGACGACGUAGACACGCUGGGCGACCGAGUCGCCAUCCUGGGUCAUGGCGGACUGAAGUGCUUCGGCACGCCUGCAUUCCUGCGACACCGUUACGGCUGCGGCUACAACUUGCACGUCACGAAGGCGCCCAACUUCCAGACCAGUCGUCUCGUCCUCGCCCUCAGGGAGGCCUCCAAGGAUGCGCGCCUGCUGCAGGACCACAAGCGUUUCGCGAUCCUAAGCCUGGGCGAACAGCAAGACUACGCCCCCGUGUCGGACGCGCUGUUGAUCGUCGAGCGCAGACAAGUCGAGUACGCCAUCCAGUCGUACAGGGUGUGCGUCAUCACCAUAGCGGACGUCUUCCUGCGCGUCAUCAUGGAGUUGGACACCGGCAGCCUGGACAGCAAGCGGCGUGCCGCUGCGCUCAACAGGAGCAGACUGGGCGCCGACAAGCAGCACCAGCACAUGGGCAUGACGACCGGCGCCAGUGGCGCGCAAAUGACCGAGCACACCGAGCGAAACAUGGUGAUGGCCACCGCUAACGUCGGAGGCGUCACGCACCAGGAACAUGACAAGUACGAGUCGUCGUUGCAGAUCGAACGGCACGUGCACGCGCUGCGCGACAUGGUGGCCGGCAAGCCCCGGAUGGGCCAGAUCUUCCUCGCCAUGCUGUUCAAGCGGCGCCAGUACACGCGUCAGACGCUGUCGACGCCGCUGGCCUGCUGGCUCCUGCCUUCGUUCCUCAUGUUCAUCGUAUGCCGCUACGAAGCCGGCGCUCAGGAAGGACUGACACUGCGCUUCGGGGCCGACCGGCUCGUCUACGACCUCGGAAGGCUGCAGCCGCACACGGACGUCUUGCUGGCACGCGACAGUGCAUCCUCCGAGACGGCCAAGUACGACUAUGUUAUGAGUGCGCUCAGCCCUACCACCAUAGCUUUGAUCCGCGACGUUUUGCUCACUCCCCCACCUGACAACCCCUACGACAUCCUCAAACGAGGGUCACUACGACGCACGACAGACUCCGAGUCACGACGCAUUCGACAGCUUCUAUCAUCGGAGGAACUUAGCGACCGAAAGCCGACCGAGCUGCUUCGUCGCAUGACCCUGCUACUCGGAGGCAAUUCAUCUUCAACAGACUCAAAAAAUCGUCCGCGAACUCUUCAUGAAUUCAGCGUCUACCGAAUCGGACUAGAGUACGAGAAAGAGCACACGCACGUCCUGCGCAACACCAGCUUCAAGGCGUAUCCCAACGAGCUGCUCGUGGUGAUCGGGCCGAGCGGGUCGGGCAAGUCGUCACUGGUGAGGAUUGUUACCGGCAUGGAGAAGCCCAGCGAUGGUCAAGUCAUAGUCGAGGGCUUCGACGUUACCAGCCAGACCGCAAGCGCCCGCGCCAGCAUGGGCGUCGUGCUGCAGAGAACCGUGCUAUUCGGCGACCUGACGGCCUACGAACACCUGCUCUUUUUCGGAAGUCUCGGAGGCUUGCUCGGUGGGGAGUUGGUGCAGCGCGCCGUAGAAGUGACAGAUAUGAUGUUACUGACCGAGCUCUCCUGCGUGCUCACAUCCAACAUGACCAGAUCGGCCAAGAGGCGACUAGAUCUUGCCAUUGCGAUCCUCUUGAACCCCACGGUGCUCAUACUUGACGAGCCCGUGUUCGGCAUGGACAUCGAGUCCCGCUACAAAGUAUGGGACGUGUUGAACAACGUCAAGCAGAAGACGUGCGUUGUGAUGACGACGUCGGACAUCGACGACGUAGACACGCUGGGCGACCGAGUCGCCAUCCUGGGUCAUGGCGGACUGAAGUGCUUCGGCACGCCUGCAUUUCUGCGACACCGUUACGGCUGCGGCUACAACUUGCACGUCACGAAGGCGCCCAACUUCCAGACCAGUCGUCUCGUCCUCGCCCUCAGGGAGGCCUCCAAGGAUGCGCGCCUGCUGCAGGACCACAAGCGUUUCGCGAUCCUAAGCCUGGGCGAACAGCAAGACUACGCCCCCGUGUCGGACGCGCUGUUGAUCGUCGAGCGCAGACAAGUCGAGUACGCCAUCCAGUCGUACAGGGUGUGCGUCAUCACCAUAGCGGACGUCUUCCUGCGCGUCAUCAUGGAGUUGGACACCGGCAGCCUGGACAGCAAGCGGCGCGCCGCUGCGCUCAACAGGAGCAGACUGGGCGCCGACAAGCAGCACCAGCACAUGGGCAUGACGACCGGCGCCAGUGGCGCGCAAAUGACCGAGCACACCGAGCGAAACAUGGUGAUGGCCACCGCUAACGUCGGAGGCGUCACGCACCAGGAACAUGACAAGUACGAGUCGUCGUUGCAGAUCGAACGGCACGUGCACGCGCUGCACGACAUGGUGGCCGGCAAGCCCCGGAUGGGCCAGAUCUUCCUCGCCAUGCUGUUCAAGCGGCGCCAGUACACGCGUCAGACGCUGUCGACGCCGCUGGCCUGCUGGCUCCUGCCUUCGUUCCUCAUGUUCAUCGUAUGCCGCUACGAAGCCGGCGCUCAGGAAGGACUGACACUGCGCUUCGGGGCCGACCGGCUCGUCUACGACCUCGGAAGGCUGCAGCCGCACACGGACGUCUUGCUGGCACGCGACAGUGCAUCCUCCGAGGUGGCCGACUCUAUCUACCGGCCCUACGCCCACUCCAAGUCACUCACUGUGCGCACCGUGCCCAGCAUGGACAAGUACAUGGCGCAGCUCAAGCUAGACAAGUCGGCCCCCAUGGACACACUCGCGGGAGCGCAGUUCGUGGCCGAAGACGGAGGCGGCGCCAAUGCUGCCAGCGGGCGGGUGGUCGCCUGGUACCACGGCGACGCCUAUCACACGCAGUCGGCGUCGGCAGACCUCGUAGGCUCGGCGCUGCUGCGCUGGGCGUCCCACGACCCCAAGGCAUCGAUGCUGUCCAUGCUGCAGCCAAUGCGGCGUCGCAACUACAGCAUCUACUCGCGAACGCUGCGUCGCUAUGACGUGGCCAAGGAGCUUCACGCGGUGCUGUCCCAGCGCCUGAUGCGGUUCGUGCUGCUGCCGGCGGCCAUGUCGGUGACGGCGGCCAGCUUCGUGCUGUUCGCCAUCGAGGACCGCGUGAGCAAGUCCAAGGACAUGCAGCUCGUGUCGGGCGUGCCCCCUCUGGUGUACUGGAUGGGCAACUACGUCUGGGACAUGCUCAUGUCCCUCAUCUCGCUCGUCUGCAUGUUCUUCCCUAUCACGCUGUGCUUCCCGCAAUUCAUCAGCAUAGCGCCAGCCGUGAUAAGCAUCUUCAUGGCCUACGUGCACAGCGUCUUGGCGUUCGUCUACUGGUUCUCCUUCUUCAUGGACUCCACGCUGGCUGGCUUCAUCCUCGUCAACAUCGUCACGUCUCUCACUGGCACGGUGGCCGGCCUGACCUACCAGCUGUCUCUGAUCGGGAAUGAGCAAGGCUCGGAGCUGCUGAUGCUGGACCCUCCGCGAGACCUGCUCCUCUGGCAGCUGUACCUACUGCCGCCUUUCUCCUACACCUGGGCGCUCAUCAAGACCAUGGAGAAGGUGUCCGAGGAGCGCUACUGCACCGGCGACACGAUCGACGUGCGCGACGUGUGCGCCUACGUGCACAACAGCCUGGAAGAAGGCGCCGUGCUGCUUCCGAACCUGCGCUACUGCUGCGCCAACUUCUACGCCUCCAACAUGACCAGCGUCCGCUUGCUGCCGUCCUUCUCUUUUCACAGAGAUGGCAUCUUGACUGAAUUGCUGGUGAUGGUGGCCGAAGGAUGUGUUCUUCUCCUGCUCUUGGCGCUGUACGAGAAGGGCUUCUUCCGCUCCUGGAAUCCCGGCCGCGUAGAUGAAGCCACGGCAGCUUCCAGCACGAUGAUCGCCUCCAAGGACGUGCCGGCAGACGUGGCCAGCGAAGCCAGGCAUGUGCAGAAGGUCAUCGCGGCGCACGACCUGAACAAGCCGGCACUGCUGGUGCUUGACCUGAACAAGCGGCUACAGUCGAUUUCGGUGCUACGUGGUCCUCACCUUCAGCGUGGAGCCCGGCGAGGCUUUGGCGGUGGUAGGCCUUCGCGGCUGCGGAAAGUCCACGUUGCUCAACGUGCUCUCGGGCAGCACGCAGCCCACCUCUGGCACGGCCCUAAUUGGGGACGUGCCACUGCAGAACCUGGCCGAGUGGGAGCAGCGCAUCGGUGUCUGUCCCUCGCACGACAGCGUGCUAGGCCGCCUCACGGUGCGCCAGACGCUGCAGCUAUAUGCCAACAUCAGGGGCAUCCGGCCGGAAGACAUCGACCGCCUCCUGGAGCACCUUGUCCUCCUGCUGAACCUCACGCAAUUCGUCGACGAGACGGCCGAGUCUUGCGGCGCCGUGACGCGCCGCAAGUUGGCCGUGGCCAUCGCCAUCAUCGGGCUGCCUCCCGUGGUGCUGAUGGACGACCCGGCCACUGGGCUGGACCUGAUGUCCAAGCGCAAGAUCUACCGAACAGUCGCCCAGCUCCGGCGCCUGUUCAAGUCGGCCGUCCUGAUCGUGACGCACAGCGUCAGCGACUGCGUCGUCAUGUCUGACCGCAUGGCGGUCAUGCGGGAAGGCCGCUUCCAGUGCCUGGGCACCGUGAACGAACUGCGCGAGCGCCUCUCCACCGGCACCGUGC
Dermacentor silvarum is the source of this 7214-nucleotide messenger RNA. RefSeq lists its product as uncharacterized. The transcript is spliced from 20 exons. The record is from RefSeq and is a predicted model, not a curated record. Gene Ontology annotation, molecular function: ATP hydrolysis activity; ABC-type transporter activity; ATP binding. Gene Ontology annotation, biological process: lipid transport; transmembrane transport. Bases 1 to 7128 code for a protein of 2375 amino acids. Gene Ontology annotation, cellular component: membrane; intracellular membrane-bounded organelle. Lineage: Eukaryota; Metazoa; Arthropoda; Arachnida; Ixodida; Ixodidae.